Messenger RNA from Manduca sexta (tobacco hornworm), 564 nucleotides. Its product is annotated as chorion class A protein L11-like. Gene Ontology annotation, biological process: multicellular organism development; chorion-containing eggshell formation. The coding region runs from base 22 to 483 and encodes 153 amino acids. NCBI's taxonomy places the organism in Eukaryota, Metazoa, Arthropoda, Insecta, Lepidoptera, Sphingidae. Gene Ontology annotation, molecular function: structural constituent of egg chorion. The record is from RefSeq and is a predicted model, not a curated record. Gene Ontology annotation, cellular component: egg chorion. The transcript is spliced from 2 exons.
GUUCAGUUGAACAGAACCAAUAUGUCUACCUUCGCCUUCCUUCUCCUUUGCGUGCAGGCUUGCCUCAUCCACAAUGCGUACAGCGCAUGCCUCGGAACUGGCUACUACGGCGCCGGUCUCGGCUACGGCUACGGCGGUCUCGGCUACGGAGGAUGCGGUCUAGGCGGCAUCGGUUACGGCGGUCUCGGUUAUGAUGGUUUUGGUUACGGCGGCUUCGGUUAUGGUGGACUCGGAUAUGAUGGAUUUGGUUAUGGCGGACUCGGUUACGGUGCCUUCGGUUAUGACGGUCUUGGUGGUUACGGCGGUGCUGGUGUAGGCAAUGUUGCUGUCGCCGGUGAGCUGCCCGUGGCUGGUACCACCGCCGUCGCCGGACAGGUGCCCAUCAUCGGCGCCGUGGAGUUCGGCGGUACCGCGGCUGCUGCUGGAGCUGUCUCCAUCGCUGGACGUUGCGGCUGCGGCUGUGGUGGACCUUACCUCUACUAAUGAUUCAAUAACAACUAACCGAAAUUCCAACUGGCCAACUGACGAAGCAAAAUAUGACAAUAAAUAUUACUGAAAAUGCAA